Daphnia pulex (common water flea) is the source of this 1744-nucleotide messenger RNA. RefSeq lists its product as uncharacterized. The record is from RefSeq and is a predicted model, not a curated record. Bases 18 to 1700 code for a protein of 560 amino acids. Lineage: Eukaryota; Metazoa; Arthropoda; Branchiopoda; Diplostraca; Daphniidae. The transcript is spliced from 3 exons.
CCCUAUAACAGGCCUACAUGACAAACAUGGAUUUUGACGACGACUCGUUGGACGACCUAUUGCGAGAUACUAGUAAAUUGAAGAAACCUGCUGUUAACGUAGUCGCCGAUGAGUUGUUCACAAACUCGAAUCCCCAGCAGUCUUCCAGACGGGAAAAGAAAUCUGCCUUGCUGGCUGAGCUGUUCGGUCCCAGCUCAACGACAAGUUUCAGUGCAAUCGAAUCGAGUUUGGAGGAUCAGGGAAAAGCCGUUGAAAAGUUUGGAUCCGCCCAUAAUUUGUCGACAAACUCUGUUGAAGACAAGAAAGCCGAAGAGUUUAGUUUCGGUAGUUAUGUGCCGAGUAGUGCUGCAAGAUCUGGCGGGACGAAGAGCAGGCCAACCUCUUCUGGAUCCAUCAACCAACAACAGAAUUUGUACCAACCCUCAAGUUUUAAUUUAGAGAAAAGACAAUCAAUCUUAGAUCAACUUUUGCCUGAUGGAUCUCCUAAACAGUCUAUAGAAUCGACAGUUGAAAUUCCAUCACAAAUCAUUCCUGAUUUGAGGGUAGGUGAUUCAGAUUGGAAAUCUCAGCUUCCGCCAUCCAGUGUUCCGCCUCCAUUGCUCGCAAAACCAAUUCUCAAUAAAGCAAAUGUUGCGCAAAAUGCUAUUGAGCAACUGCCAGCGGCGGCUGGUGUCCUUCCCUUCACCUUUCAACUGCCCCCGAAUCAACCAGUUUCCAAAGAAGUGGUGGACGAGAGAAAUAUGGCUAUUAUCAAAGAAGUACUUGACAACUUUUCCAACAACUUUUGUAAAAAGCUGGACACCUUGACCGGUAAAAAUGACAAUUUGAGCGAUAUCAGCGGAAGCCUUGUUGAACUGCACAAAUGCAUUAGUACGGCGUCCCAAAGCUGGUUAAAUUCCGCCAACACUGUUCCUGAUCGAGCUCACGGAGAACAUGAGAAAAGGAUACUCAUUUUGGAGAACAAAAUAGAAAUGAUGAGCCAAGAAAAUACAAACCUUCGUGCUCGGUUAGAGCUCGUUGAGAACCAGAUGCGUGAAAAUCGCAACGAAUCCUCAAGGAUCAAAACUGAUACAGAAACUGUUGUUGAAAGCCAUCUCAAGUGGAUGAGAGAGGCUGUGAACAAUCUUGAUAAUAAAAUAUCUAGUCAAUCGUCUCUGUACAAGAAAGAAGCUAGCGAGGAGAGUAACAGCCGAGAAAUUCUAUUACAUCAAAUGCAGCAAAAACUCUUAGAAUUUGAAAGUAAACUAGCCAAGAGCUCCGCCUCAUCGGGACAUCAGCAAGAAGAAACGCUACAUCUCCUCAAAGCCGAGUUUAAGUGGCUCGAACGGCAGAAAAAGAAACUGAAAAACGAUAAGAAGGAACUGCAAGCUUUACAGAAACAAAUUCAAGGCAAACAACAACUUUUAGACGAAUUCUCAGCGGAACUAUCCAAAACUACCCAUCAGUUACAAUCCCAUUGUUUAGCUGUCGAAGUGAAGAUCAAAAAGAUGGAGAAGUUAUGGGCCUUAAUUCACAAUUGGCAAGAUCAGAACAGAGAAUUUCAGAGAGAUGUGAGCAAACAUCAUCUAAAUAAGAGCUCCGAUAUAAUUCAAUUGGAAGAUUUUGGACUAGCCCUCUGGAAACUUCACGUUAAAGGUGACGAGCAAAAGCUCACAGAACAACAACAUUUUCUUCAAAUGUUAAACAAAACUAUGAUUUAAUUUAAUUUUUACUAAAGAACUGCUAUGACAAGAACUUACUAUAA